Messenger RNA from Grus americana (Whooping crane), 2379 nucleotides. It is a transcript of the gene EIF2D, whose product is annotated as eukaryotic translation initiation factor 2D. Gene Ontology annotation, molecular function: translation initiation factor activity. NCBI's taxonomy places the organism in Eukaryota, Metazoa, Chordata, Aves, Gruiformes, Gruidae. Gene Ontology annotation, biological process: translational initiation; formation of translation preinitiation complex. The coding region runs from base 577 to 2184 and encodes 535 amino acids. The transcript has 16 exons. The record is from RefSeq and is a predicted model, not a curated record.
GCUUUUGUACAGCGGGACGGCGCCAUGGCGGCUGCCGCGGCCUGAGGGGGAGCGCGGUGCCGGCCGGGGCGCGGGCCCGCCAUGUUCUCCAGGGCGUUCCGGGUGAGAUCCAACACCGCCAUCAAGGGGUCCGAUCGUGAUGCUGGGCUGACUUGCCGAUCUUUUAGAUUCAUUUGACACGUCUGUGAAUGACAAACCCACCUUGUGCCGGUCACCGUGUCUUAAAACAUGGAUUAAAACUAGUGGGAGAGGGAAAUGUGGCUGCACCCCUGCUCCUCCAUGCCGGAGUCUGUAGGUGACAGACCUGGUUGAGCAAGUCUGACGCUCCCAGAUUUGUACUCUGGAGCUCAGAGCAGUAAUGAAAUGACAGUCCGUGAAAAGCAGAGGCAAAGACAGCAACAGGAGCUGUAAGCAGACGCUUAAGGAAGAAUAUCAGCAGGGAGAAAACUACGAACUGAUGUUGCAGCAGCUUUUCCUAACCUUAGCGCUGAACAAUUGACUGAGUUUAUUCCAAACAAGGAAGAGCUUAAUGUCAUCAAAAUAUAUUCUCACAAAGGGGAGGCUGUCACUGUUUACAUGAACAACAGGAAUCCAAUACUGUUUGAAAUUGAGAAAGCUCUGUAUCCAACAGUGUACAUGCUGUGGGUCUACCCAGAUCUUCUCCCUGCUUUUUCAACAUGGCCCCCUGUGCUACAGAAACUAGCAGGAGGAGCAGAUCUGAUGCUGCCAGGAGUUGUAGUGCCAUCUUCUGGCUUUCCUCAAGUGGAGCCGGGCACACUCUGUGCUGUCACCCUCUUGGGAAACAGAGCUCCAGUAGCAGUUGCAGUCGCCACUAUGUCCACGGCAGAGAUGCUGGCUGCUGGAAUGAAAGGGAAGGGCUUUGCAGUGUUGCAUACUUACACAGAUCACCUCUGGGAAUAUGGUGACAAAUCUUAUCCUCCUACCUUAGCUCCCUUGGUAACAGAUUCUGCUGAAAAGGAGAGUGCUGAAGAUGAGGAAGAGAUGGAGGGGAAAGAGCCUCUCAUCAGCUUCUCCACUGACCCAUUGCAGCAUGUCGGCAUGAGUGAUUUGAGCCUGAAGGAGCGAGACGGUUGUGCAAUACUGAUGGGGAAGGAGAAACUCGAUGAGAACAGAGCUGCAGAAACAGCUGAAGAUGCUAACACAGAGGUUCAGCAGGAAGCUGAAGACAGCAGGACUCCACAAGAGCAAAUGGAUGCAUUAUUUAAUCAGUGCUUUUUUCAUGCCUUAAAAUGCAAAGUAAAGAAAUCAGAUCUCCCUCUGCUCACCAGCACGUUUCUACGCAGCCAUAUGUUCUCAUGCUGCCCCGCUGGACAACAACUGGACAUAAAGAAGUCAAGCUAUAAGAAGUUCUCUAAAUUCCUGCAAUGUAUGCAGCACCAGAAGAUCUUACAAGUGAAGGAGCUGAACAAAGGUGUGGAGAGCAUUGUGGAAGUGGACUGGAAACAUCCAGACGUUAAAGCAUUUGCAGUACCUGAAGGAUUUUCUUCAGCCUCUGCUGCCCAAGACAGCAAGAGUGAAGACAGAGAACAAGUGUACCAUGCUCCUGAAAUCGUUCCACUUUAUGGAGUCUCAACAAAAAUGAUCCCACUCUUUCAGGAAUCUGGACACAGAAAAGGCAGCAUCCUCUCAAGCAGCGAGGUGAGAAACAUCAUCAUUAACUACGUGAAGACUAAUGAGUUGGUUGAUGAAACAAACAAGAACUUUGUAAAGGUGAAUGCCAUUCUGUGCGACUGCCUGUUAGAUAAAUUGGAACAAGAUGAAAUCUCAAACCUGAAAUGGGAUGACCUCUUGAGCAGGUGCCUUGACCGACUGCAGCCCUUACACCAGGUGACGUUUUUUGGACAAGAACCUAUUGUGAGGAAAGGAAACAUUGAGCCCAUCGACAUAACCAUAGCACAGAGGUCAUCAAAUAAGAAGGUGACAAUUAUCAAGAACCUUGAGCUGUAUGGUCUAGACCCACAGUGCGUGGCCAACAUUCUCCAACAAAAAGUACAAGCCAGUGCCACCAUCACCCCAGUACCGGGAUCAAAAGACAGAGUUCAGGUCCAGAUCCAAGGCAACCAAAUCCACCAUCUGGCCAAGAUGCUGCUAGAAGAAUACCAGCUACCUCGGAAAUAUAUUCAAGGCCUUGAGAAGGCUCCAAAGCUUGGCCGGAAGAAGUAGGAGAAAGAUCUAUUGUAAGAAUUACUCAGAUCUCAUUAUUUAUAGAAGUGUUCUGCCAACAAAUCAAGGAUAAUGUACAGGCCCUGUUCAUUCAAAAAUGAGUCCUGGAUGUUUACAAUGUCCAUGAUUCACCCAAAUAAUACUGCUCCAGCUGUUCAUUUUUCAUAAAAAUAAAAACCCUGAAUAAAACCUCUA